Molecule: messenger RNA, 1110 nt
Organism: Postia placenta MAD-698-R-SB12
Lineage: Eukaryota; Fungi; Basidiomycota; Agaricomycetes; Polyporales; Adustoporiaceae
Exons: 5
Coding region: 1-1110 (369 amino acids)
Biological process (GO): trans, trans-farnesyl diphosphate biosynthetic process
Cellular component (GO): cytoplasm
Molecular function (GO): (2E,6E)-farnesyl diphosphate synthase activity; dimethylallyltranstransferase activity
Source: RefSeq, a predicted model, not a curated record
AUGUCUCAGGCAGAAACACAAGCGUUGAGGCGGGCCAGGUUCGAGGCAGUCUUCCUCGUUCUCAGAGAGGAGGUCCUGGAGCACUGCGCAUCAGAGGGCCUGCCUGACGACGCCAUCCAAUGGUACAGCAGGAACCUCACGUACAACGUCACGGGCGGAAAGCUCAACCGCGGACUCGCGGUCGUCGAUACCAUCGAGAUACUCAAGGGCCGGAGCCUGUCCGACAGCGAGUUCUUCCGCGCCUCUCUUCUGGGCUGGUGUGUCGAGCUGCUGCAGGCCGUGUUCCUCGUUUCGGACGACAUGAUGGACCGGUGUGCGACGCGCCGCGGGAAGCCAUGCUACUAUCGCCUCGACGGCGUUAACCACAUCGCUGUGAACGACUCGACGAUGCUCGAAGCGGCCAUCUUCCACUUACUCCGGGUGCACUUCCGCUCCGAGCCGUACUACGUGCACCUGCUCGAGCUGUUCCACGAGGUUACCCACAAGACAGAGAUGGGCCAGCUGCUCGACCUGAUCACAGCGCCAGAGGGUCGUGUUGAUCUGCACGCAUUCUCACUUGAGAGACACCGGAACAUCGUCACCAAAAAGACCUCAUAUUACUCCUUUUACCUCCCCGUCGCGAUUUCCAUGCAUAUGUGUGGCAUCCCGCACUUGGCCCUGCCCUCGUCAUCGUGCGCGCCAUCUGGCCCAUAUGACAUCGCGCGGGAUAUCCUCCUCCCGCUUGGGGAGUACUUUCAGGUACAGGAUGACUUCCUCGACUUCGCGGGCACGCCCGAGCAGCUCGGCAAGGCCGGCACGGACAUCGUCGACGGCAAGUGCUCAUGGUGCGUCAACACUGCGCUCGCGCACGUGACUCCCGCGCAACGAGCGCUGCUGGACGCGGACUACGGUAGGAACGACCCUGCCGCCGAGGUUCGCGUAAAGGCGCUGUAUGAGGACAUCGGUCUCCGUGGGUUGUACGAGCAGUACGAGAAGGCGGCGUAUAAGAGGAUCAUAGCCCUGAUCGAGACAAUUCCCGAGCAUCCGGCGUCAGAGGAUUCUGGGUCGGUGGUCCUGAAGCGGGAGGUUUUCACGAGCUUUCUGGAUAAAAUCAACAAGAGGCAGAAGUGA